AUGGACCCAGAAGCAGUCAUCAACCUCUUCGAUUUCUUCUGGUUCGCUCUCGGAAUCUUCGAUAAACAAAAUUCUGGGAAAAGCCCAGAUCAGAAAAUGCAAGAAAACAAGCAAGAAAACAAGCAAGGAGCCAGAACUUCCAGCCUUCCAAUUCUUGUGAGGUCCAAGAGCGACCUGUUGAGCUCCAUGGCGAGCUUCAACCCUGAUUCUCUAUCUCCAGAUUCUGUUCUCUUCACUGCAAAUAUCCAGACCGUUUGGUCGGGAAAGGGAGAUGUCGAAGAAUUAGAAGGAGAAGAAGAAGCCAAACAGCCAUCGGUUCCGAGGAAAAGGAGAUCGAAGAAGGGGUUUACGAAGAGCUUAUCGGACCUCGAGUUUGAGGAGGUAAAAGGGUUUAUGGAUCUGGGCUUCGUGUUCUCCGAAGAAGAUGCGAACUCGAGCUUGGUGGAGAUCAUCCCUGGGCUGCAGAGAUUGGGCAAGAAAGAUGGUGAGAAAGAAGAGCCGGCUGAUGAUGGGAAUGUUCUCGAUGAAUCUUCUUCGGUUCCAAGACCUUAUCUUUCUGAAGCAUGGGAGGUUUUGGAGAGAAGAAAGAGAGAGACGCCAUUGAUGAACUGGAGAAUUCCAGCUCUGAGUAAUGAAACCGACGUGAAGAACAGCCUCAAACGGUGGGCUCACACCGUGGCAUCCACUAUUAGGUGA
Messenger RNA from Diospyros lotus (date-plum), 696 nucleotides. RefSeq lists its product as uncharacterized. The record is from RefSeq and is a predicted model, not a curated record. The coding region runs from base 1 to 696 and encodes 231 amino acids. The transcript has a single exon. Lineage: Eukaryota; Viridiplantae; Streptophyta; Magnoliopsida; Ericales; Ebenaceae.